This is a messenger RNA of Danaus plexippus (monarch butterfly), 1921 nucleotides long. Its product is annotated as ionotropic receptor 75a-like. The record is from RefSeq and is a predicted model, not a curated record. Gene Ontology annotation, cellular component: membrane. NCBI's taxonomy places the organism in Eukaryota, Metazoa, Arthropoda, Insecta, Lepidoptera, Nymphalidae. Gene Ontology annotation, molecular function: glutamate-gated receptor activity. The coding region runs from base 7 to 1827 and encodes 606 amino acids. The transcript is spliced from 6 exons.
UUGAGAAUGGAUUUGUUUUAUUUUAUUUUUCUAUUAAACUCACUCCACGCUAUGGCGUCGCCAGUUAUAAUAGAUAUUUUAAAACUAAAGAGCAUUCAAAAUUGCAUCAUCUUCAAUUGUAAUGAAAAUCACAAAGCUAAAUCGUUGCAAAAAGUACUACUGAAGAACAAUUUUAGAAUAUUAACAGUUAAAUCAGAUUUUAAAAGUAAAUACUUCAGUCACUACGGUCAUUCGAAAAUUGGUUUUGUCUUGGACACGUCAUGUGAUUUCUGGUAUGUAAUUUUGGACAAAAUAGAUACACAAUUGCUUGGCGGCUCUCACACUUGGUUGGUACAAACUGAUGAUCUUUCCGGAACCGUAAGUUUGUUAUCUAAAUACCCGAUCGAGGUAAAUUCAGAUUUUAUAAUAAUUUCGAAAGAUAUCAAAAGAAGCAACAUGUUUUAUUUACAUGAAAUAUAUAACAAAGGGUUCUAUACAAACGGUUCCUCAGUGGUUAAGAGUUUGGGUUAUUUUGAAUCACGCUUGACUAUGAAAAGAAAUAGUCGAAUUGAUUUAUCGGGAGUGGUACUGAAAUGUGUCGUAGUUGUACUUGACCCAAUUGUGAAUCAAACAUUCAAACAAUAUUUGGACAACGCUAAACCUGGGAUCGUAGAUUCCUUGCACAAGUUGAAAUUUUAUGUGCUGUUGAAAUAUUUAGAGGAUCUCUGUAAAUUUAGGUAUAAAUUAGAAAGAACUAAUUCUUGGGGCUACCUGCGGAACGGCAGUUUUGACGGCAUGGUUGGGGCCCUGCAGCGUCGUGAAGCAGAUAUCGGUGGAACACCAAUCUUCUACCGCCCAGAUCGCGCCAGAUUCGUCGAUUACACCACACCAACUUGGCAAUCAAGGCCCUGUUUCAUUCUGCGUCACCCCAAAUACCCGGGUGGUUUCUACUCUAUUUACACUAGACCGCUGACAACCACAGUAUGGUACAGUAUUAUUGGUCUUGUUUCCUUAGCCGGUACGAUGCUCUGUGUCAUGUUGAAAUUGAACCUCCUGAAGGAGCCUGGGGAUGACGAGGAUUCCUCCACAUCCAUGGCCUUUUUAUUCAUCUUUAGCGCUCUCAGCCAACAAGGCACUACUAUUAUAAGAGGAGCGACGUCGAUAAAAGUGGUAACUUUCGUAACUUUUGUAUUUUCUCUAACUUUGUAUCAAUAUUAUAAUGCUACUGUUGUUUCGACGCUGCUACGAGAGGCGCCGAUUACAAUAAAAAGUCUCAAAGACCUGUUGAAUAGCAAUCUUAAGGCGGGGGUCGAGGACGUAUUGUAUAAUAAAGACUAUUUUAAGCGUACGACCGAUCCGGUAGCCAUAGAAAUUUAUCAUCAGAAAAUUGUCACCAGCCAUCAUUAUAAUUUCUUUACACCUGAAUAUGGUAUGGUUCUGGUGAAACGAGGGGACUUCGCCUUCCACGUGGACAGCGUGACCGCUUAUCGUAUUAUGAGGCAGACGUUCAGCGAACGGGAAAUAUGCGACGCUCAUGAGAUCCAGCUGUUCCCGCCCCAGAACAUGGUCGCUGCGUUACCAAAAAAUUCACCUUACAAGGAACAUGUUACUAUCGGAAUAAGGAAAAUCUAUGAAGCUGGUUUAAUGCAUAGACUAAAAUCAGUCUGGGACGAACCGAAGCCUCCUUGUGUUCGCACUCCAGAUGCCAGCAUAUUUUCUGUUAAUAUAAGAGAAUUUUCUAUGGCUUUAGUACUUCUUGCUUUCGGUAUAGCUUUAUCCGUGGCGAUACUGAUCGGAGAGAUGAUAUUUUACACAACUAACAUGAAACGUAUAGAAUUUAGACUUUAGUAAAAACUUUUUUGCACAGGUUUGAUGUUACAAAUUCGCACUGGCCAGUAGUACAAUAGGUUAUUUGUGUAAUUAAAAUAAAAACAACAUUUUC